Messenger RNA from Anopheles nili, 2997 nucleotides. RefSeq names its product probable methyltransferase TARBP1. The coding region runs from base 1 to 2982 and encodes 993 amino acids. Gene Ontology annotation, molecular function: RNA binding; tRNA (guanine) methyltransferase activity. Lineage: Eukaryota; Metazoa; Arthropoda; Insecta; Diptera; Culicidae. The transcript is spliced from 7 exons. Gene Ontology annotation, biological process: tRNA methylation. The record is from RefSeq and is a predicted model, not a curated record.
AUGGGAUACAAAACGAAGUUUGUUCAAGAUUUAUGCUCAAUCCGUACUGAUAUCUACGAAGAAGUGAUCCAAUUUACUUUAAACCCAAACGUAUUCCUGCAGAAUGUCCAAAAUCUACGCAAAUCAUCGCUUGAAGCAUUGGUAUACGUGUUACUUAUGAAACAACGUGGGAAACUACCCGGCACAAUGCUGGAAGAACGACAACUGAGCCUGAAAGAUAUCAUCUCCAUAAUUAAUAUGAACUAUUUGCAGCUGCAAUCGGAUAGUGAUACUUUCAGAACUCAAUCGGAACGCCUUACUAACGCCUGGCAAUCCUUCAUAACGAUUGCGGAAGCCUUGAAUGAAUCACAAGCCCAUCUCAUCCUACCGGCCCUUGAAUUGUUAGAAAAAGUAAAACCUCUGCAUAUGAUAUGGAAGAAUACGUUGCUACGAAUGAUGUUCCGUCACGAAAACGUCCGAGUCAUCAACUUCGGCUUGGAACACUAUAUAAAGGAUCGUUCCUUCGAUGGCACGGAAGUAAAUCUAGAAAAGCAAUUUCUAGAAACUUUCAAUCGUUCAGCUACUUUUGAUAACACAGCAGACAAAGUUGUAAGCCUUAGUAGUUAUUACAGCACACCGGAAGCUUUGUCUUUUUUGCUAAACACUAUUCCAGAGAUAAGCUGGAACUCAAUACCCUACUAUUGCAUUUCUAUCGUUAUACACGAUCGCGUAAGCGCACAAGAUGCCGGUAAAGAAGGUCUGGUAUUACCACUGAAAUCGCUUACAAAUUGUGUUAAGAUGUGCCAAAAGGUGAAGAACAUUUCGCUAAGAUAUAUCACGAGUAUGCUAAUACUGAAAACUAUAUCUCGUGUUGCAACUCUCUCCAUCAAUGAUCUAAGCGACAACUUUCAAAGAUUUCAGUCAGUGACUACUCCAUCAAUUGACGAGGUUUAUACAAUGGUUGCUGGUAUCUAUCUGUACUACUGCCUAGCAAGGCCAGAACACGAACCCUCGUUUUCAUCGCUAAAUGAUUGGUCCAAGCUCCUCAGUCUGCUUGAUGUUGGAAAUGUUGAUGUACUUACAUUAGUGAUCGAGAUCUUGCACACUGAUAAAACCCUUCUGUCCGAUGAGUAUCGUAUGAAAGUAGCGGACAGAUGUUACGAGGAAAUUUUAAGCUACCGAAAAUCAGACCAUUUCAUGAAACUUAUAAAAAGUUUCAUCGAAAUGCUACUGCAACCUUACAUCCGAAUGGCGGAAUCUGUCGAUCGUGAAUCAGCAACAAUACACGGACGAGUGUCGGAAUACGUGGCAAUGUUUCUCGAACAAGCCAGCACUAUCUACGGUUUGGCAAACAUUGUGUUUGAAACUGUCUUUCAGCUUCCUGUUGAAAUAAUUCUAAACUGGGGUAGCUUCGGAAAAGUGCUGCUGCAGGGAAUGAUUUUUGGCGAUGUACAGAAACGAGAUCAAAAGUAUGUGUUGGAAGAUGAAAAAUCAUUACAACCAUAUCCAUUUUCCAGAUUCAAACAUCAUCCUCGUUACAUUGGCCAGGCAGAUGCACGUGUUCGAGUCCUAUGCGUGCAGUAUCUGUACAAAAUCGCCAAGGCUCCUGAUCAGCCUGAUGCGGCACUGUUUUUACUCAAACUAGAACGAAUGCUCAUUGAACGCUUUGCGCAAAUCACGAAAGCCAAGGAACGUUACUAUGCAGAUUCCAUAACCCAUCGGCAGAAGCUUCGCAUCGUGCAGGCUUUGUGUGUGGUGCUGAAACUGACUGGCAGCAAACCUUAUCCUCUGUUGGAAGUAAUGCUAUAUGAAACAAACCAACCGAACAUCAACUAUCUGAUCGAAUUGAUCGUAGCGGAUAGCUCGAUCGAUACACUUACGAUUGCAAACUCGCUUCGAAACGAAAAGGUGAAAGUAUCCGGCAUACAGUCGGUGUUUGUGAUACUCUGGUUGCGGUGUUGUCAGACGAAUUCCCUGGAUGAGCAGUACAUCUAUCUGUUGCUUCCCUGGACUAUGGCUCAAAAUUUCUCCACCCGUCUGUACGCCCAAAUUACGAUCAAGAAACUGAUCGCAAAAUUCUCCACCCAACCGAUCGAUGCUGGACCGUUCAGAGAGAUUUACGCCGCUGUUAACAGCUACCUUCGGCAGGGGAACGUCGAACGCAACAUUGAAAAGUGCAUGAAAGAUUUUCGCUUCAACAGCGUGUUUGAUUACGCUAAUCUGUUGACGUUGGAGAACGUGUUCCAUAACAUCCCGAGGGUGUCCGCCGCGCCAGUGGAGGAUGUCGUCGGAACAGCCACUCUGAAGGAUUGCUACCAAACGCUUGGCCUUGCUGAGAGUAACCUUGGACAAGCCCUCGAAUUCGACGAACUGCGCGCGGAGAAGCGCGUAAAUUGCUUCCUGGCUGAAUCCUUCGGUGGUGCCGAUUUCGUGCAACGAAAAAUAGUACCGCUGAAGAAUUUGGAGCCGGCACAAGACAUGUUGCUUGGUUUGCCGGAACAUUUGUGCGCCAAAAAGAUGGAUUCCACUGAAGGAUUGAUCGUAGUCGCCAGCUUGGUAAAUCGUGCCCCCAAUCUUGGUGGUCUAGCAAGGACGUGUGAAAUAUUUGCUGUAAAGCAAUUUGUAAUUAAUUCGCUACAAGAUAUUGACAAUAAGGAAUUUCAAGCACUGAGCAUGACCGCCGAGAAGUGGCUCAAUGUGGGAGAACUAAAAACGCACAAGAUUAUAGAGUACCUGGAAGAAAUGAAAAGCAAAGGCUAUGCGAUAGUAGGAGCGGAACAGACGACCGGCAGCAAGCCGAUAGAGCAGAUGCAGUUUCCCAAAAAGUGCAUUCUUGUGUUGGGACACGAGAAAAACGGCCUUCCAGCCGAAAUUAUCCGGCAUCUGGAUUUAAUCGGAGAAAUUCCACAAUUUGGUGUGGUUCGUUCGCUGAACGUUCAUGUAACCGGUGCCAUUUUCAUGUGGGAGUAUGCCAAGCAACAUCUCGUCAAGACCCUCGCUUAGUGUAACAAAAUGCUA